CAUAAACAUCGCUCUUUCUUUUUCAUUAAUUAUCGCUUUAUUCUUCACAAGGUUUCCAUUUCUGUUUUGCUUCAUCGUCGCUGGUUGGAACGCCGAUCCGGCGUCCAUAUCCAGCGAUGCAUAGCGUUGACUCCCCAUUCCGAGGAAUUGUUGAAGACUUUAAUGGAAGAAAAGCUUGCUACUUACAAGAUUGGACCAAUGCACUCGGAACCGGUGUCAGGAUUUUGGCUCCAACGACCUAUAUAUUCUUCGCUUCUGCUCUUCCAGUUAUUGCCUUCGGAGAGCAACUUAGCAGGGAAACAGAUGGAAGCCUGAGCGCGGUGGAAACCCUGGCUUCUACUGCUAUAUGCGGUAUAAUACACUCUUUGAUUGGUGGCCAGCCUUUGCUAAUCUUGGGAGUUGCGGAACCCACAGUUAUAAUGUACAGCUAUUUGUACAGUUUUGCAAUAAGAGCUGACGCCAUUGGAAAGAAGCUCUAUUUGGCUUGGGCUGGAUGGGUGUGUGUCUGGACAGCUCUUCUACUCUUUCUUCUUGCUAUGUUCAAUGCUUGCACAAUCAUCAAUAGAUUUACAAGGUUUGCGGGAGAACUUUUUGGCAUGUUAAUUGCAGUCCUUUUCAUUCAACAAGCGGUGAAGGGGGUGGUAUGUGAAUUCAAAAUCCCCGGUAACGAAGACCCAAACUUAGAGAAAUAUAGUUUUCAGUGGCUAUACACAAACGGCCUGCUGGGUGUCAUAUUCACCUUUGGCUUACUCUUCACUGCUUUAAAAAGCAGAGGUGCAAGAUCAUGGCAAUAUGGCACAGGAUGGUUUCGGAGCUUCAUUGCGGAUUAUGGAGUUUCUUUAAUGGUGGUAUUAUGGGCAGCAUUGUCAUUUAGCGUACCAGGCAAUGUUCCUUCUGGAGUUCCUAGGAGGCUUCAAACUCCUCUUCCUUGGGACUCUGCUUCCUUGGAGCACUGGACUGUAAUCAAGGACAUGGUUAAGGUCCCCCCAGCAUAUAUAUUUGCUGCCUUCAUACCUGCUGUCAUGGUUGCGGGUCUUUAUUUUUUUGACCAUAGUGUGGCUUCACAAAUGGCACAGCAGAAGGAUUUUAAUCUCAAGAAACCCUCUGCUUACCACUAUGAUAUCUUAAUCCUCGGGGUUUUGACUUUGAUCUGUGGAUUACUUGGACUUCCUCCCUCCAAUGGAGUGCUCCCACAAUCUCCCAUGCACACCAAGAGUCUAGCUGUGCUCAAUAGACAGUUGAUAAGAAGGAAGAUGGUAAAAGGUGCCAAGGAAUGCAUGAAACUUAAUGCAACCAAAUCUGAAAUUUAUGGCAGGAUGCUGGAGGUAUUCAUAGAAACAGAGAAAACUCCAGCACCUUCAGCAGCUAAAGAGCUCAAGGAUUUGAGGAGUGCAGUUAUAGGUGAGGAUGGAGAUAACUCAAGUGCAUCCUUUGAUCCUGAAAAGCAUAUUGAUGCUUUCGUGCCUGUGCGAGUUAAUGAACAAAGACUUAGCAACUUUUUACAAUCACUUCUUGUGGGCGUAUCAUUAAUGGGCAUGCCUAUAAUCAAGAAGAUACCUACAUCAGUACUCUGGGGAUAUUUUGCCUACAUGGCCAUUGAUAGUCUCCCUGGGAGCCAGUUCUGGGAAAGAUUGCUACUGCUUUUCAUUACUCCUAGCCGGCGACACAGGAUUUUGGAAACAGCGCAUGCUUCUUAUGUGGAGAGGGUUCCCUUCAACUACAUUGCUAUUUUUACGCUCUUGCAGCUGGUAUAUCUUCUGGUUUGCUUUGGAAUAACUUGGAUACCUCUUGCUGGAAUAUUGUUCCCGUUGCCAUUCUUUCUGCUUAUAAGCAUAAGACAGCAUAUCCUUCCCAAAAUCUUUCCCAUGGCUUGCCUUCAGGAGUUGGAUGCUGCUGAAUAUGAGGAAAUUGAGGGAGCUCCAAAACGUAGUCGUGGUCUCUCAUUCAAGGAAUCAAUGGAGAAUGCUGAUUUCGAUUCAUGUGAUGCUGAGAUACUGGAUGAGCUGACCACCAGUAGAGGAGAGCUGAAGCUUAGAUCUAAAAACUUCAGUUUCAGUGAUGAAAAGAUCUUCCAGGCAAGACCAGAACCUUCAACUUGUGCACCCGGAGGAUGA
Hevea brasiliensis (rubber tree) is the source of this 2114-nucleotide messenger RNA. RefSeq names its product boron transporter 4-like. The record is from RefSeq and is a predicted model, not a curated record. The transcript is spliced from 14 exons. Gene Ontology annotation, cellular component: plasma membrane. Bases 117 to 2114 code for a protein of 665 amino acids. Gene Ontology annotation, biological process: transmembrane transport; monoatomic anion transport; monoatomic ion homeostasis. NCBI's taxonomy places the organism in Eukaryota, Viridiplantae, Streptophyta, Magnoliopsida, Malpighiales, Euphorbiaceae. Gene Ontology annotation, molecular function: solute:inorganic anion antiporter activity.